GCCAGGUCCGUUGGUCGCCGCGCGCAGCAGGCGGCGGGGCGGGCGGGGGCCGCGCCUGGGCCUGGCCUGGCCGGGGCGGAGGCGGCGCCGGUGAUGCGGCCCUGAGGGGCGGUGAUGCGGCCCUGAGGGGGCCCCGCCCCCGGCCCCUCCCUCCCUCCCGCCCGCCCUCCGCCCGGCGCCUCGGCUCCCCCUCCGCCCCCUCCCCCGCCCCAGCCCGAGCCGGGAGCCGCGCAGCCGGGGCCCGGCGGGGGAGCUCCGAGCUCCAUGGGCAACACCGUCACCUGCUGCGUAUCCCCGGACGCCAGCCCCAAGCUCAGCCGGGCCCGCGGCGGCGGGGCAGCGCCGGGGCCCGACCGCUGGGCGGACGCGUACCAGGCGGCGGCGGCGGGCGGCGGCGGCGGCGGCUCGGGAUCGGCGGAGGCCGAGUCGGGGGACUCGGAUCCCGGCGGCGGCGGCCCCCACCUUCAGCACAUCAGCGAUCGGGAGUUCCCGGAUGACUUAGCCUUGGAAUCUAAUCCAUCUGAUCAUCCCAGAGCAAGCACAAUUUUCCUGAGCAAGUCUCAAACAGAUGUGCGAGAGAAGAGGAAGAGUAACCACAUCAAUCAUGUUUCUCCUGGGCAGCUUACAAAAAAAUACAGCUCAUGCUCAACAAUAUUUAUAGAUGACAGCACCGUCAGUCAACCUAACCUUAGAAGCACAAUAAAGUGUGUAACAUUAGCAAUAUUCUACCAUAUAAAGAAGAGAGAUUCUGACAGAUCAUUGGACAUUUUUGAUGAAAAAUCUCAUCCUCUCACAGUUUAUUUGGAAAGACUUUUAACCUAUGCAGAGAUUGACAUAUGCCCUAGUAACUGGAAGAGGAUAGUCCUAGGAGCUAUUCUGCUGGCUUCUAAAGUCUGGGAUGAUCAGGCUGUGUGGAAUGUGGAUUAUUGCCAAAUAUUGAAGGACAUUACUGUUGAAGACAUGAACGAGAUGGAAAGACACUUCUUGGAGCUACUGCAGUUUAAUAUCAAUGUUCCUGCCAGUGUUUACGCCAAAUACUACUUCGAUCUUCGCUCCCUAGCAGAUGACAAUAACCUGAGCUUUCUGCUGGAGCCUCUCAGUAAAGAGAGAGCACAGAAACUGGAGGCUAUUUCCCGGCUGUGUGAAGACAAAUACAAAGACUUGUCAAAAGCUGCUAUGAGACGAUCUUUCAGUGCUGAUAACUUAGUUGGCAUCCGCCGUUCUAAUGCCAUCCUCUCCUGAGGAGAGAGAAAGGUGCAGCACCAUGAACCAGCAUCCAUAUGAAUUGGAGGAAUACCACCACUCCAUGCACACAAGCCAGCGGUGAUGGUGUCUUCCAGCAAGAGGAGAGGAGGGUAAACUAGUCAAGAGAGCCCAGAGCUUGAGGAGCAUACUCGGUGCAAAAGACAAGAUCUUUGUCAAAUCAACUCUCUCCUCCUUCUAAUGUAUCCAGAGGUGCAAAACCAAACUUCUCUCCUUCUCUCCCCCAUGGAUGUUUGCUUACUAUGUAGGCCUAUAGCUGUGAACUCUUCAGGUUUUUAAUAAUAAGUAGUUUUAAAUUUUAGAAUUUAAACACUAACCACAUGACUAUAGUUAAAAUGUUCUACCCUCCUUUCCCUGUCAUCCAGAGUCUCACUGCAUUUAUAUUUCAGGCUAAUGCAGUGUUAACAAAAAUAAAACAAAACAUGGGACUCUCAAAGUACAAAGCCACUCUGGAGCCGAAAACAGUAGCAUAUACAUGUGUUGACAGCUUUUCCCUGGUUUGGCUACUAAAAGCUGCUAUUACUGGUGAUCUGUUCAUAACCAAGAAGCUGCCCAGCAAGAAGGAAUUCCAGCUCUGCACCCACAACUUCACUCCAGUAGAGAUUGUCGAAAGACUUUGAAUGUUUUGACUGGGGCAGAGAUACGGUUUUAUGUAUUGUUAAAAUGUAUAGGGUCCAUGCUGCAUUUCUUGUGAAAUAUGGUGCUUCUCUCAUUUUCUGAUACUUGUAUUGCUCUGGAAGAGACGCAAUUUGUGUAUUUUUCUGAGGCAUUGAAUGAGAAAGUUGGUCUGGAAACAUCACCAUCCCAAACAGUGUAGCAAUCCAGUGGUGAAUGGCAUGUGUGCAGCACUGCUUCUCCGAGUUCUACUGCAGAUUUCUUGUGCUAUAUACAGUGGAGUUCCUAAAGCUGAUAUUGUGCAUCCAUCUGGCUCUCCCUGGGUUUUUGUUUCCUGGGAGGGAUUUACAUUCAUAAUGAGACAGUAAUGAGUUUGAUACUCCUGGACUACCUAACAAGGUAGAUUGAAAAAUACUGUGUUCAAUUGAGAAUUAUAAAAAGCUUUCUAGAAAACCCUUUUUUUUUUUUUUUUUUCAAAGUCAGUUUUAACUUGUGCAACUGCUCUAGAGGCAUGGGUUUUGCUCUGAGACUUUGGAAUGGAGCUUACUUUCAGGCUCUGAAACUGAACUCUAAACAGGAUAAGUAUUAUUAGACUCUUCCUGUUACAAGUCUUUGUAGUAUCUUCCCUUCUUGGAUCCAAAUAGAUUCUAGGCAGUUUGUCCUAGGAGCAGAUCUGCCUCCAAAUGGCACAGGUUUUGUGCACUUCCUCCUCCAGCCAAGGCCCAGAAACUUACACUGACUAGCAAGUCCCUGUGCCUUUGGGAGUGGGGCUGUCUGACUGUGCUCACCAGUCUGGCUGCACUCAGCUGGUUAAGUGAUGCAUACAGCCUUUUGCAGUAUGCAAAUAUUCCAGCCCCUGGCUCCCAAAUCCAAGGAACUUGGCACUUCAGGUAUUGAUACAGUUCAAUUUUGAAAACAAUGCUACAUCUUCAGGUGGUUUUCAUUUCUCAUGUUUGUAUUAAAAGAAAAGCUAAUAAACUCUAUUUUAAUUAAA
Molecule: messenger RNA, 2872 nt
Organism: Apus apus (common swift)
Lineage: Eukaryota; Metazoa; Chordata; Aves; Apodiformes; Apodidae
Gene: CCNYL1
Product: cyclin Y like 1
Exons: 9
Coding region: 265-1242 (325 amino acids)
Biological process (GO): regulation of cyclin-dependent protein serine/threonine kinase activity; regulation of canonical Wnt signaling pathway
Cellular component (GO): plasma membrane
Molecular function (GO): cyclin-dependent protein serine/threonine kinase activator activity; protein kinase binding
Source: RefSeq, a predicted model, not a curated record